Messenger RNA from Dunckerocampus dactyliophorus (ringed pipefish), 16157 nucleotides. It is a transcript of the gene fndc3a, whose product is annotated as fibronectin type III domain containing 3A. Lineage: Eukaryota; Metazoa; Chordata; Actinopteri; Syngnathiformes; Syngnathidae. The transcript has 25 exons. The record is from RefSeq and is a predicted model, not a curated record. Gene Ontology annotation, molecular function: protein binding. Bases 10415 to 14020 code for a protein of 1201 amino acids.
UCCCAAUUUGGCCCUGUCCAAAAUGGUCUUUAUCUCAUGGACAGACUGAGUGUCUGGUAUUGACAGUGUGUAAUGUGGUAGAGGGGUUCUCAACUGGUCUCUACCGAGGAGACACAUUUUCCAAUGGUCAUUUAGUUACCACCUGCUUUUAUUUAAAUGAUUUUGAUUUUUAAUUAUUUCUAAAUAUUUUUUACUUUAAGUCGUUUUUAUUUAUAUUUAUUUUUAAUUAUUUUCACACUUUUUGAGGUAUUUUUAUGUACAGUAUUUAAUUUGCUGUAUUUAUACUUUCAUUUUUGUCAAACCAAACAAAUGUAUUUGUUCUUUGAAAUUGCCAAAGUAAUCUUUUGCAACAUAAUUACAUGCCCAAAGUGCAUUUUAGAGGAAUUUAGUAAGACAUUUUGUCAAGAAGAUGGAGAAGAACAUAACUGCAUGCAUGCAAAUGAUGCAUCCAGCCGUCCAUCUUCUUCUGCUUAUCCGAGGUCUGGUCUCGGGGGCCUAAGCCUAAGUAGGGAAGUCCAGACUUCCAACUUCUCAGCUACUUCGCCCAGCUCCUCCCGGUAGAUUCUGAGAUGUUCCCAGGCCAGUUGAGAGUCAUAGUUUCUCCAACAUGUCCUGGGUCUUCUCCGAGGCCUUCUACCGGUCGGCCGUGCCCUGAACACCUCCCCACUGAGGCGUCCAGGAGGCAUCAUGACCAGAUGCUCGAUCCACCUCAUCUGGAUCCUCUCAAUACGAAGGAACAGCGCUUCUACUCCCCGAUGACAGUGCUUCUCAGCUUAUCUAUAAGAGAGGGCCCAGCCACCCUAUAGAGGAAACUCAUUUCAGCCGCGCAUUUCAGUCACUAUUCAAAGCUCAUAACCAUAGGUGAGGGUAGGACUGUAGAUCGACCGGUAAAUUGAGAGCUUUGCUUUUCGGCUGAGCUCCCUCUUUACCACAACGGACCGAUGCGGAGUCUGCAUCACUGUAGGCGCUGCACCAAUGCGUUCCAUCCUUCCAUCACUUGUGAUCAAGACCCCAAGGUACUUUAACUCCUCCACUUGGGGCAGGAUUUCAUCCCUGACCCAGAGAUGGCACUCCACCCUUUUCUAGGCGAGAACCAUGGAGUCGGACUUGGACGUGAUGUAUCUCACACCAGCUGUGCCACACUCGACUGCGAACCGAUUCAGUGAAGGUCAGGGCUCAAUGAAGCCAGCAGGACCACAUCAUCUGCAAAAAGCAGAGACACAAUUCUGCAGCCCAGAUCCCCUCAACGCCCUGGCUGCGCCUAGAAAUUCUGUCCAUAAAAAUAAUGAACAGAAUCGGUGACAAGGGGCAGCCCUGGCGGAGUUCAACCCUCACUGGAAACUGGUAGGGUUGGGCAUUGAGUCUCGAGCAUCGAUGGGAACCGGGACUGACAUUCCAAUUCUCCCGGGAUCGUUCAAAGUAUUUUAGAUUUGAUGCUCGUCGGCCGGAAGAGAUAGCCGCGAACACCAACGAAGAAGAAGCCGGCGAACACCAGCGAAGAAGACGCGGCUAAAAGGUUUAGCUUAACUUGACAAAAAGAGUGGUCGACCGAGUGCAACAUUUGCAACACAGUGAUAUCAUGCAAAGGAGGGUGCACCAUCAACAUGAUUCAUAUUCACACAUUCAUGUAGAAAUAACACAGUGCCUCGUCUUUGAUGUGCUACGUCUGACUUCCUCUAAGCAGUCAGAAUCGGGGAAGUUCAACAAUAAAUAACGCCUGUCUCAUGCCAAUGUAAGGCAGGGCUUCAGGAUGCUAGCUGAUGUGGAAGUUGGGUGUAAAUAAAGGGCGGGGCUACAGGUAGGCAAGUUAAUUUAUUUGCACAGUAAUUCUUUGAUAGCAACAGUCAAGGGACCUUCUCAACUCACACGACACACUUCUGGCCAUCAAAAUAAGAACACUUUUGGCUAUAUCCUAUUUCCCUGUGUUUACAAAAUAAGUGUUUCGUAAAAAAAAAAAAAUGGCUUACACCAACACUGAGGCAGGAAACAAAGUAUACUACUUUGCAAAAGUAAACAUCUUUUGUGAAAGUGUACUCCUGUAAAAAUAAACUUCAUAACAUUUAUAUUCAAGCUGAAUGUGUGAUGUAUAUAUAAUGCUUGAAAAUAGCCCUGGGAGAAAUUCAUAGCCAAGUUGAUCAAAACUUCAUGAAACAAUUCAUGGAGAAGUUCAGACAUUUCAUCCAAAAAGAACUCUGGUUCCAUCAACCCUCAUUUAAACCAUGCCAACUUUGAUCAGCCUGCCUCUAAAAAAAAAAAAAAAAAAGCAUUUGAAUUCAGAAUCAGAACCAGAAUCGUUCAAAUUCAAACGAUGCCCAAACCUACAAACGUGUCUGACAUAUUGCCGGCAGUGUGAACCAAACUUUGACACCGGGCAUACAGCCUGAUUUAGCUGGUCCGGUACCCCAUAUUUCAGUAGUACUCCCCACAGAACACAGUCAUCAUACAAAUGAUGCAUACAUUAGAAUUAAAUAUCAAAAUUGCACUAAAUAAGAGCACAAAAUCACAUUUUUCACUUAUAACUGUGCAAUGAUUAUAAACCAUUUGGAAGAUGACCGGAAUAUUGCUAAAUUUUACGUUUAAGAAGAACAUCUUAAACAUUGGUUGUAUAUUACAUACUUUAAUGUCAUAAUUGACUUGCUGUCCACGGCCCACUUUUGGAUCCCGACCCACCAGUUGAGAACCACUGAUGUAGCAUAUUUGAUGAAAUACGUCAGCAAAAAGAAAAGAAAAAAAUAAAAAUUAAAUAAAUAAAGGAAUAAAUACAUACAAAAAAUUAUAUAUAAAAUUAUUUAAAUAAAAAUGUAAAAAAAAACAAACUAAUACCAAUAAAUAAAAAUAAAAAUGGUUUAAAUUAAAAUGUAAAAAAUAACAAAUUAAAAAAGACAAAAAUGGGUCCUGACUUAAUGACCAUUGGAAAAUGUGGGUCCAAGGUUGAUACCAUAUGAGAACUCCUGAGAUAGAGUAUGUCGAUUGCAAUGAAGAAGAGUGGCUAAUAGUGCUGUCUUAUGAAAUAUGAUACUUAGUGAUGCGCUCCUUUUCAGAUGCUAAAAACACUCUCACAGUAGGUAUUGAAACAUGAUGAGGGAUUUCACGAGAAACAGGUGCAUGUUUGUGGGUAAUACUUACAGUAUCUACUUGGCAGUAGAAGUGAGACAGAGCUGCCAUGACAUGACUUUGCAGUCAUUCUGAUGACCAUAACUUUAAUUUGCAGUCUUCCUGACUUCCUGUGGUCUUUGGGUGGGUGGGGUAGGAACAGCCCACACAGCCUAGUUAGGGUUAAUCGAGAUAAGACCUGCUAAUAUAAGCAAAUGCCAAGUCCACUUGCUUUUCCAGCCGUCCUAUCAUUUUCCACUGUGGAAAAACCACAGCCUUUGUUCACAUGUCAGGCUGUGGCGAGCGUGAUCUCACGGAAUUUACGUUGUGCCUUGUUGACUCCAGAAAAGGUUGCCUGAUUACCUGCGCGCGUCACACGUGUCAGUGUGUUUAGUGUUUUAUGCCAGGCAGAGGAAUAAAAAAAAAAAUGCUGCUGCACCUUCCCGCUUGACGUCACCGCCGCCCUCCUGUUCAGACCAGUUUGAGUCACUGCGUGUUCGCGAUCGCUGAAGUGCACUGAAAUGUGUUCACAUGUGGCGUAAUAACACGUAUCUGAUAACACACAGCGCGGCGGCUGUGUUUGUCCAACACAGUUGCCCUCUUAGACGAUGUCAAUACUCAAAGGGAUGUGAUUAACAACUCAGCACUUUUGUGAUAACCACUUUGACAGCUUGACAUUUGAUAGCCCUGAGAAAGUAUUCUGAUGAAUGUCAAUAAUACUCUGCAUAGCAAUGAAAAAAUACAAAAUAACUUCAUCGGUGAACCAGUAAUAUUUUUAAAAAGCCCAUCUGUACUCGCUAGUUAGAAAAAGCUUAAAUAUAUGAAUUAUAACUGCUAAAAUCAUUUAGAUCCACUGGAUAGGCACGGAGAUUCAGCAAAAUCACUUUUAUCAAUGAAUAGCUACAGCAGGGGUGUCCAAAUUGCAGCCUGGGAGCCAUUUUCGGCCCGCACUUCCUGUUUUAUUGUCCCGCGACAUAUGAUGAUGAUGAUGAUGAUAAAAUAAAUGAUUUGCCGAGAUAUGAAUGUUGUGUUCAGAUAGCUCAGCAUAUACUGUAUUAGCCUACAUCGAUUGAAGUUAGCAUCUUUAAUGUGCAAAAUGGAUCAAGAAAGACAAGAUGGUACAGUAUGUACAAUAGGGUGUCACAAGAUCUCGUGUGAUUCAAACGUGACACAAUUUCUCGUUCAGAAAAAAAACUGUCUUUUGAGCACUAGGCCUGGGACAAUAAAAACAAAUGCAUACAUCACACAAUAAAUGAAAGUGAAUUGGAUAAUCAAUAUAUUGCCAUGUAUAUAUUCCUCAUCUCCCGUCUCCAAACGGGCAGUAAGAGCGUUCGGCAUCUUGGUGCAUUUGUUCCAUAGAAUAACGGCAUGAACGGAGUGAGCCCUUUGUCAGUCAUACAGUCUCUUCUUUGUCUCUGUAGGUGGAGGCGGGGCCGCUAGCAUACACACUAAAGUGCAGAAGAGUGUAAUGUAGUAGAAAUUAUAUUAGUAGAUUGCAGUAUAUUAUUGUAUAUUUGUAUUAUUUUUCCUUGUACUUUUCUUAAAAGUCAGGUUAAAAUCUCGUCUCAUCUUGUAGACCCAAUCUCCGUGUAUAGUCUUGUCUCUUGACACCCCUAGUGAAAGACAAAUCUUUGUUUUUAUUAGUUACUAGUAUCAACAAUUCAGCUCCUUCUUUUUACGUUUUUGCCUUUUUGCUUUAUUUUCCCCCAUUUUUAUUGCUUCUUUUUUAUUUCUACAAUGUGCAGCGUGCCAAAAUAAAAAAACAGCUGCGGGCUGCCGCUCUUUGGACACCUAAAUGGUUGGUGCUUACAUGACAAAUGACUACAAAGCUAACGUUAAGUGUUUUGCUAGGAAUUGUCCACGUUAUUCCUAAUCCAAUCCAUUUUUAUCGUGGCCAUCGCAAACAUAACUCAGGUUUGGUAUUUUGGGGAGGAUUACUGCAAGGCUAGUAGCAUGAGAGAUGGUGUGCACGUGUUGACGAUUUCAGAGUGAAGAAGUGGAGCUUCUCCUGACCAAGCAGAGUGUGGCAGCCAUGACGGUGAAAACGAUUCACAGUGAUGGCUAACCCCUCUCACUGACCUUUUACUUUGACAAGCAGCAAGGACACUUCCUCCUUUUUUCUUUUUUGGUUUCUCCCUUGCAGUCUGAGCUCGGUAUUAACGCUCGAUCGGAGCAGUUAUUGUGAGUCAGAGAAGCAGCCGUUGUCGUGGGGUCAUUACCUGAGAUGAUUCCGUUUUAGAGAUCACUUUGUUUACAGCGUGAUUCAGCGCUUCCGUCCAUUAACUGUACCCCACCACUUCAGGUUUUUUUCCCCUGCCGUUUGCGAGCUAAAGUGGCAACAGAUGAAUUUGUGUGUCAAUUAUGAAAGCUAGUUAAACUUUGCUAAUGGUUAGUUGCCUUUUAUGGCUUUUGAUGCCUUUUUUUUGUUUUCCUUACAGAUAGAUACUUUAUUCAUCUACAAGAGGUGAAUUUCAUUCCACCCAAUCUUUAAUGGAGCAUUGCUGAGAGAUGAAUGUAUUGAAUUUUAUGGUAUUCAUUCUUAAAAGGUUGUUGUUGUUGUUGCUGUUGUGCUGUUUUUCUCAGCAUGUUGGGUAUGCACUGUUAGUUAAAGUGGCCUAUUAUGCAAAAGUGACCAUAUUUAUAAAUGAAAUCUUUUCAUACUUACAGCAUAGAAAACCUGUUUACCACCCUGUAAGUAACUUUUUUGUAAACGUUAUUGGAGCCCUCAAGACAUGAAAGAACAUCCCUAUAGUCACCUUUGCACUCCUAUUAAUGGUAAAUGGUCUUUCGCUUGUAUAGCACGUUUCCACCUCCAAGGCACUCAAAAGCGCUUUGACCCUGUUCGCACAUUUACCUACUGAUGACGCCGCAUCGGGAGCAACUGGGGGUUCAGUAUCUCGACACGAUCAGGGUGGGACGGAGGAUCGCACCCGUAACCUUCAAGUUGGGAGGCGAUCACUCUAUUGUAGUAUUAUUAUAGUAGACCUAAUAAGAGAAAAUAAGACAUAAGACAUAAUAUAGACACACCACUGUUGCCAGGUACCACAAACGUAGCUACGUUUGUCUUUGAAUGUGAGUACAGUAAGUCUUCCAAAUGCCUUUUAACAAGUAUAUUUGUCUUUUAGCUCAAUUAAGCAUUUUAUGCUUAAAUGCUUACUUUAGGCACAAAACACAUAAAAUUUGCUUAAAUACGCUUAUUUUUGAUUAAUAAUAAGCUACACUUCUAUUACACAAUGUUGUCGAUAUAAUAAGAGAAAAUUAAGACAUAAGACAUAAUAUGGACUCGUACACACACGCCAGUGUUCCCAGGUCCACCUAUUAUAAUUACAAUUAUUAUAAAGCCCAAAUAAUAAUUGUAAUAAUUAUUUUAAUUAUAAUUAUUAUUUGGGCUUUUUUGUGCUAUGUUAGAUAUGUAGCAUGUGGCACAAAUGUAGCUACGUUUUAUCUUUAAAUGCAUUAGUACAGUACGUACAUUUUUAUCCUUGAAAAUGCUUAUUUUAUGCCAAAACCACGCACAAUUUGUUUAAAUAUGCAUAUUUUUGACUAAUAGUAAACUAUACUCAUAAUAAAGGUAAAUAAGAAACAUUAGACAUAAUAUAGACACACACACACCAGGUCCAUUUUAUUAUAAUAAUUAUUUUAGCGUGUUUUUUGUGCUACGUUAUGUGUGUACACGAAGCACAAACGUAGCCACGUUUGUCUUUGAAUGGUCUUCCGAAUGUCUAAUAUUUGUAUUUUGGUUCAUUUAACCAUUUUUAUGAACAAAAAUUGUUAAUUGUAAUAUUGUAAUAUUGUAAAUUGUUAAUAUUUUCUCAAAUAUGCAUAUUUUUGAGUAAUACGUAGUGAACCGCAAAACAAGUACAGGAAGGAUGUUCAGGAAAUGCUUUAAAGGACCAAAAUACUUUUUUUUAGGUGGUCUGUCAUAAAAAAAAUUUUGCAGACGUUGACAUGGUUUGACGUGCUUGGUGUCUUUGGCAGAGCAUCUCCUCUGUGGUUUGUGUCUAAUAAUAUCUUUAGUCUACGGCUUUAUGAACGCAUCUCGGAACGAUUACCUUUCUUAUUCACUCGUGAUGUUUCCCAUGGAUCAUGGAGGGUGGAUCAUGAAAUUGCCUUGAAUCAUCAUCGCACACGUCAGAGUGCGCCAUUGGCUGCUUGGAGACUGUCGCUGGUUCAGUGGCGUACUAGCAGACCCCCCCGCACCCACCCCACCCCACCCCAUACCCCCGCUGCAUUUGGCUUGCUUCCUGUCCUCCAGCUGUUAUGUGGCAUCGACACACAGUAAACAAUCAAAGAGGAACAAAUAGUGAGAAACCUGACCUCUGAGUCAGAGUCGGUGCGGACACGUCAGAGCUAAGAGCCAUGAAGUGAUGCAGCCGAGGUAGUAAAGCACAUGUGUGUCACUCUCACUGGCACACAAUAGGAAGAGCAAGUUGUAUUGUUGUCCUAUGUUAAUACUCUUUUAUUAGUCUUAAUUCAUGUACUAUGUUUUCUUGUGGCUCUUAGCUCUCCCUAAGAUAAUUAAAAUGGCCGAAAAUGAGACCAGGAAACGAGGGCUGAUCAGUGCUCAGCCAUCUGUGUGAGCAGUAACCUUUGCAGUCUCUCAGCACUAUUUCACAAUCUGUGAAAUUCACUGCGCAAGGCUUCUAAAAUGGACCCAUAAAUACUGUGAAGUCACACUGUCCUGCUGAAAUGCUUCACAUCACAAAUGUUUUUGUUUUAGCAGAAAUUAAAAGAAUCUCAGCCUUGAAGGGAACGUAUGCAGCUGGUUUCUCCAGCUGCCUACAGGGCACCAACAUUCAAACGUACUAAUUGCAUUGCAUAGCAAAAUAACAUUUGAAUACUGUAUGUACUGUACAGGAAUCCCUUGUUUCUUUCAGCUAAUUGGUUCCAGACCCGACCGUGAUGAGUGACUUUCCGCAAAGUAGGAUUUCUUAUUUAUAAAGGGAAUAUUUUACUAGUUAGAGCCUAGAAAACGUGUUUACAAACUCCUAAAUACAGCGUUUAACAUUAGAGCCCUCUAGACAUGAAGUAGCACCCCUAUAGUAUACUUUUACACUCUUAUUACCCAAUAUAGUAGAUAUAAUAAGAGAAAAUAAGACAGACGUAGAAAACUUGUUUACAACCUUCUAAAUAUGUUUUUUAACAUUAUUAGAGCCCUCCCCCAUAGAGUGGGUGAUGGACAGGAAGUACCAAUGGGGUUGAGAGUUGAGUUUCAGCUUGCCGUAGGUUACGGACCCAAAAGUAGUCCAUGUUAGGGAUCAUUGUGCCUGUUGUGAUAUAAUUCAAAACUGCAAUAAAAGACUGUUGUUCCGGCGAUCAAGUCUGGUGCUUGUGUAUCUCCCCCAACAUUACAGAAACAUUACACAUGACACUAGUAGCCAGUGUACAUAUCGCGUCUUUGAAUUUUUCUUCUAAAUGCCUGCUAGUCGUAUUUUGUUUUAUUUUGCCAUUUUCAUGCUUGCAAAGGAUUAAUUUAGGCAAAAAAGUGCUUAUAAAUGCACAUUUUCUCUAAUAAUAGGCCCUAUUCAUCCAUAAAACAGCAUGAUUUAUAAAUUUUAAUAUAUUUGUGAAAAGCUGACAUGGGUCACAGCACCCACUGCUUGUUGAGAAAAGCAAUAUGUGCUUUCAUGUUUGUCUCCAAAGGUCAAAAGUGUCCAAUAAGAACAGAAAAGGUCACUUGUCACUUUUUGUGAAAAAGAAAAUCUAGACGGGUAUGAAUACUUGCUAACUAUAGCGACAAAGUGCCUAAGUUUGCAACUCUGAUCCCUCCUGCGACGCCUUAUUAUUCUCUGGCAGGCCAGGCUUGUAUGAGGUGUUUUAAGAAGCAGAGUUAGGAUGCCAUCUAAUGUACAGAGUUGGAACCACAAGUUACAUCCAUUCAAAGGCAGUCCCAUUAUAAUGUGUUUGAGUCAGAGCCAAACCUAUUUGCGGCAGCCCACCACAAAUGAAUGAAUGCAUGGCAAGCAAUGCUUUAUGUUGCUGACCAGUGUCAGUGAAUGGUUUUGUGGUUGACUUUGGAGCUUCCGUUGCAGUGGCAGUACCUGAUAGAACCUGGUGGAAUACACUGCGCUCAAGCGUGGCCACAUAACAAAUGUGCCAUGCCAUAAAUUGUUCUCUAAGAUUAAUUAUGCUUCCUUGUAGUCCUUUUACGGUUUCGGCUCACUGUGCUUGGAUGCCCCUCGUUGCUGCGGCUAUUUUGGUUUAAAUCCUUAAGUCCGUCUUUGAUCACUUCACACAGAGUGAAACAAACAGCAGGAUUCUAUUAGGUUUAUGUGAAUGAGCCGUCACUGUGUGUGUGUGUGUGUGUGUAUGUGUGUGUGUGUGUGUGUGUGUGUUUUUGUGUUUGUGUUUGUGUUUGUGUCUGAGUGAGAACUUGGCCCAGGCUGCUCCUGGCUGGCUCUUUAAGGAACGAUGCUGCGAUCACGAUGAAUGAGGGCAGAUGUGAGAGCAGCAGGAGCAACUGCUUGGAGGCUUUCUAACGUGACGCCGUACGCAUGGCACCUCUGUUGUGGCUGUCGGGCAAGCCGCUUUGAACCGGAGGCCGCCGUCUGGCCGGGCCAUUGAACCCCCACCGCCUCAUCUUUCCUCUCUUCCAUGGUUGGCAGAGGGGGCAUUGCUGCGUGUUUGUCUGUAAAUGGGGGAAGCAUGAGUGGGAGGGAGCUAGUCAUAUAUGUCAGAAGCUGCGUGGCUCCUUCACGCUCUUUUUGUUGUUGUUGUUGUUGUGAACAAGACAAGGCAGAACAAAGGACUCCCCGCUGUUGUUCUAGUGUGCUGACUGAGCUGUGCUCUGAUCACACCCUCCAUUGAAAUGAACCCUAUUAGCGAGCACAGCAGGCUGCACGAGUGCUGGCACACCACUGGGAGCAGAGGCAAAGGCGUCUGGAGUCCGCCUCCUUUUCCAGAUAGGGGCCGCUGCUGAUGAGCUUGCAUUGUCUUGAAGGUUCGGCGUGGACGUCGGCGCGGCUUGUUUGUUGAAGGGGGGGUUGCUGUGGAUACGCGGGAUAAGGAGGCUGCACUGGAGUGAGCGCGGCGGCAUCUGCUGCAGAGAGAGCACCGCGCCGCUACAGAGCAGAUGGGGUUGAAGCAGGCUCAGCAAAUAGGAGAUUGACGCUGCUCCUAUUGUAAAGGCAAGCUCACACUGCAAACGCACGCCGUCUGGAUCCUGUGUGGGAGCGGAAGUGUUAAGGAUCAGCCCCGAGCAUCCCAGGUCAUGUGACCUUCUGGGAAGGCUGUCUGAAGUGGUUUGGAGGGUCUGAUGGACCCUGGAGUCUUUUCUCUCCCUUGACUGCACCGCCAAGCAACGCCUGGAUGAGAAAAAGCGAUGCGGGCGACAGUAAUCCUGGUGCAGGUAAACCCAGGUGAGGCCUUCACUAUUCGACGAGAGGAUGGUCAGUUUCAGUGUAUCACAGGUCCUGCUCAGGUUCCCAUGAUGUCUCCAAAUGGUUCAGUGCCUCCAAUUUACGUGCCUCCUGGAUACAUUUCACAGAUCAUAGAAGAGAACGGAGUGCGACGGGUUCUGGUUUUACCACAGCAACCGGAGUUCCACCCAGGCGGUCACUCCCCUCUCCACCAUCCUCCACCACCGCCGCACGCCCACCUGCCUGCCUUCAUCCCACACCCGGCCAUGAUGCCCCCGCCCCCGCACCUGUACACGGGCAUGGCGGGCAGCGGCGACAUGAGCUCGCAGUACAUCUCCCAGUAUCACCCCGCUCACAUCUACUCAGAGCAGGUCUCUGCAGAUUCCCACCCCCAACACGGACGCCCGGCGUUUGUCCACAGGGACGACAGAACGACCAAAACGUACGAGCGUCUGCAGAAGAAGCUGAAGGAACGCCAGGGAGGUGGAGGAGGAGGAGGAGGGCAGGUGAAGGACAGUCCUCCCCCUUCGCCUCUGAAGACCCGCAGCAGCCCUGCGACGCUGGACGUCCACAACGGCGUGGGAAGAAAAGGGCCCGAGGCGGAGCAGGGUCAACCCAGCCACACGGCGGACAAGCAGACGGGCCGGGGUCAAAACGGAGAGGCUGCAGAGCUGGAUGCAACAGCUCAGGCCCUGCAGGCGCUGCUGAGCACCAUCAGUAAACCAGCGGUAUCAGACAUCCAGGCCAGAGGCGCAGCGGUGAGCUGGAGUGCGCCCGCCAGGCCAGAGAGUGAAAACAGCAGCACGGAAUACGACUGCAGCCCCCCGGGGCCCCUCAGCUACGAGGUGUCUGUGUCAUUUAGCAGCAAGGAUGGCAAAUACAAGAGCAUGUACUGUGGCGAGGAACUAAGUGCAACUUUGGAAAACCUUCGACCAGCAACAGACUAUCAUGUCAGGGUCCAGGCCAUGUGUAACUGUUUACAGGGAAGCCCAUCAGAGGCUGUCAGCUUCACCACAUUAAGCUGUGAGCCGGAGCCUCCCAAUCCUCCCAGGAAGGCCAGCGGAACCAAGAACACACUCGUGCUGCAGUGGAAGGCCCCAUGUGACAACGGUUCCAAGGUCCAGAACUAUAUUCUUCAAUGGGAUGAGGGCAAGACCACUGGCGUAUUUGAGCAGUGCUACUACGGACCUCAGAAGCAGUACAGACUGACCAAGCUUUCACCAGCCUCAAGAUACUCCUUCCGCCUUGCAGCCAAAAAUGACUUGGGUGUCAGUGAGUUCAGUGAAGUGGUGGACCUGUUCACCUCAUGCAGUGUGCCAUUGCCACCCUUCCCUCCGGAGCUGGAGAUGGCGGGGGUGACCUGGCUGUGUCUCAAGUGGCAGAGGCCCAGCAGCUCGCCCAAGGAGGACGACGUCUACUACGUAUUGGAGAUGGAGGAGGAAGGCUCGGGUUACGGCUUCCAGCCGAGCUACGACGGUGAUGAACUCUCGUGCACGGUCAGGAACCUCCACAGGAGCACCAAGUACAAGUUCCGGGUGGCGGCUUACAACUCGGAGGGUAAGAGUAAUCCCAGCCCUGUGGUGGAGUUCACCACCAACCCAGACAGACCCAGCUAUCCCUCCAGGCCCGUCAUCAAGGGAAAACUGCUGCCAACCAGCUUCAGGCUGGGCUGGGAGCCCCCAAAAGAGAGCGGGGGAGCACAAGUGACCAAGUAUGUUGUUGAGCUGUCUGAGGGUUUAAGCGGGUUGUCGUGGGAGCUGGUGUAUUCGGGCCCAUCCAUGGAGUACGUGUGUGACGGCCUGAAGCCUGGCUGCUGCUACCAGACCAGGGUGUACUGCAUGAGUGAGGGGGGGCAGAGCCCGCUAUCGGAAACCCUGCAGGUCCAAACUCCAGCUGUGCCCCCUGGGCCCUGCCAACCCCCCCGAUUGGUGGGCAAGCCCAAAGCCCGGGAAGUGCAACUGCGCUGGGGCCCGCCUCAGGUGGACGGCGGCAGCCCAGUGUCCUGCUACAGUGUGGAACUGAGUGGGCCGCAGCCAGAGGAGAGCAGGGAGGUUUACCAGGGUCCAGAGCUAGACUGCUUCGUGGGAGGCUUAAUGCCCGGGAGAACGUACGGAUUCCGGCUCAAGGCGGGAAACAAGGCGGGGUUUGGGCCCCUCUCUGAGCGCUAUGAGGUGACCACAGGACCCGGUGCCCCGGAACAGUGCAAGGCGCCUUCCACUACGUGCAAGUCACCCAGCUGUGUUGUGGUCAGCUGGGAGGCCCCGCCCUGCAAUGGAGCACCUGUGAGCGAGUUCCGUCUGGAGUGGGGUGCCGCUGAGGGCAGCAUGCAGGUGGGCUACAGCGGGCCGGCCCUCAGCCACGAAAUGAAAGGUCUGCUACCUGCAACCAACUACUUCUGCAGGGUACAGGCCGUGAAUGUGGCUGGUGUGGGGCCCUUCAGCGAGGCCCUCUUGUGCCAGACCCCCUGCUCUGUGCCCGCAGCCGUUAGCAACAUCUGUGCCAUGAGGGAGACGGAGCUGAUAGAGCACAACGCAGAGGAUGAUGAUGACGAAGAGGAUGAUGGCGCCAGGACAAUGCCACUGUACUCGCCAUCCACCUGCGUGGGGAUUUGCUGGGACCCCCCCUGCGACCACGGUUCCGAAAUCACGUCCUACCUGAUCGACCUUGGAGAGCGCCAGCCCAUCCUGGUCGGCCGCGUCAGCAAACACAUCAUCCAGCACCUGCAGCCUGACACCAGCUACAGGAUCCGAAUCCAGGCCCUGAACAGCUUGGGAGCGGGCCCCUUUAGUCAUACCUUUAAGCUGAAGACCAAGCCCCUGCCCCCCCAGCCGCCGCGCUUGGAGUGCACCGCCUUCAGCCACCAGACCCUCAGGCUCAAAUGGGGCGACGGUCCAGCCAAAGCCGUCACCUCCGACGCCCUCCAGUAUCAGCUGCAGAUGGAGGACAAGAGUGGCAGAUUUAUAUCCUUGUACAAAGGAACCUGCCACACUCACAAAGUCCAGAGGCUUAAUGAGUCUACCUCUUACGCGUUCCGCAUCCAGGCCUUCAACGAGGCGGGCGAAGGACCCUUCUCCUCUGUUUACACCUUCACCACCCCUCGCUCUCCUCCUGCCCCUCUCAAAGCUCCGAAGGUGGAGCGUCUGGAUGACAACUCUUGCGAGGUCACCUGGGAGACGUUGGCGCCCAUGAAGGGAGACCCCAUCAUCUACACCUUGCAGUCCAUGAUGGGCAACUCUGAGUUCAAGCAGGCCUACAAAGGUUCCGGCACGUCCUUCACUGUGCCGCACCUGCACGCCAACAGCGACUACCGCUUCCGGGUGUGCGCCAUCCGCCAGUGCCAGGACGCCCCCGAGCUGAGCGGGCCCUACAGCCCCACGGUGACCCUCCCCCUCCAGCGCGCCGACGCAUCCCCAGGCGGCCCGGCAGCGGGCUCUUCUUCCUCCCGGGCCGAGUUGAGCCGAGCCAGACGGAGCCUGACGGACGAGCAGUGCGCCUUCCUCCUCCUCAUGGUCUUCUCCGUCAUCGCCAUCCUCAUCGCGUUCAUCAUCCAGUACUUUGUCAUCAAGUGAGGGACCCCCACCAACUGCCCCCCCCACCCAGCUGCACGGUUCUUAUAGCUUUAUUCUUUUUCUUGCUCUUUGUUUUCCCCUGUCAGCACAGGCAUGUGGGCGGGGCUUAGGAAGAGGGAGGGCUGAUGAAGUGAAUUAGCGCCUGGGGUACCUUCCUGCCCCGGGGGCGGGGAAUGGUGUCACAUGGUCACACAGUAUAUAUGUGCAUAGAAGAAAUAAUUUAUGGUUGUUUUUCACCACGUGUUCCAAAACUAACUUAACGUCAAAGUGUAGUCAGCUCAUCCUGGGACCCCCAGUGGGCGGCGUUUGCACAGUGAAGGACGGGGUGGGGCGGGACAUAAGAAAUAUCAAAAAACAAAAUGGGACCACAUGAAGGGACUUUUAAAAAAAAAAAAAUAAUAGUAAUCCUGAUGGAUUUUAAGGUGGUGAAAAAUGAAAAGCUGGCUCAGCACUUUCCAAACCUUUUUCAUGUCGGGAAUGUUUAAGGACGCAAAAACUGGAGAAAUGUUGCUAUAUUUUUGUACGGCAUCCAACAAAGAAGGACAGAAAGUGCUCGGUGUUAAAAGAAAAAAUACAUCAGGAAACCAAACAGUCAACUUCUAAUCUUUUUGUUUGGUUGUUUUUUCAGUCAUGCAGCUGCUUUACGCCCAAAUAUGGUCCAGCACAAACAACCUUUCACCUUCUUUUUCCUUCCACAAAUUUCAUUUUCUUUGAUUUGCACCUUAGUGAAAGCAACGAUGACUGACUGCGUGUGGCGAUGCCUUUUAUGGAACACACUUUCAGACUGUCCGAGCCCAACUUCUUUCUUUCUUUGUUUCUUUGUGUGUGGAUUUUUUUUUUUUUUUUUUUUUUUUUUUUUGCCUGUUUUAAAAGUUGUGUGUCGCUGAAACAACGGAGCAAAAGGUGAAAAAUAAGCAAAUUUGUAUCGGUGGUUUCAGAGGCCUUCAGUGGAGAGGAGAAAAAAACAUUCUUAAUUUCAUGUUUGUUUUUUUUGUGUUAGAAAACACUAGAAGGUGUUUAAUUUUAUUUUUUGCUACAUUUAUUUGAUGUCAGUAAAUAAUCAGAAAGUAGUUGUGUUUGUUUGACUUCUGGAUGAUUUCAUUUGAUUUGGCUUGGUCAGGGUUAUGUGUGAAGUAUAUAUAAUAUAUUUUUUAUAUGAUAUGUCAUAAUAGACGUUGAAAGAAUACACCGUGAUCACCGUCAGUCCUCAAGUGCGGACACAUUUAUUGUGUGAUAUGUACUUCUUGUCAAAUCCAAAUUUUUUUUGUGUUAAUUAUCCACAACUGGAUAGUUUUUUGGGGUUUUUUUCCUCUCAAAAGAAGAAAAAUCUAUAGGUACCUUGCAAAACGUGAUUUGGUCUUUGAAACAAUUCCUUUUUUUGGUAGUGACUGUGCCGUUGCAACACCUUCAUGACCCGCUUGGCUGCUCGAGGAGAUUAAAAAAAAAAAAAGUCAAAUAUGCACAAAAAUGGAGGAAAACCCAUUUUAAUGUCAUUUUAAUCUUUGCAGUUACCUCAUACACCUUUACAUUCCAAAAUGACAAUUUGUUAUACUAGACAUACCUAGCAGACAUAUCACUUUCCAAUGUUCGUUAUGGCAAAAUGUAUAAUCAUAGAAAUGUAUUUAAAAGUGUAUAUGUAUAGAUAGCCAUGAUAUCUACAAAAAAAAUCCAUGCACAAUAAAAGAUUUAUUAUUCUUAAUUGUUCUUUGUUCUUUUACCAAUCAACAGUCCUAUUCAUUUUAAAGGUUCCAUAUCAGCUAUUUUUACUAAUAGUGGUGGCACAGUAGUUAGCCCUGCUGGGAACAUGUCCUUUUAUUGUGUGUAGCUUUAAUGCUAAUGAGCUGUGUUUUUCUCCCAAAGGGAGCGUGUCUCCACGAGGCGUCAAAGGAGACCCCUCGCCCAAAUGGAAAAAAAAAAUCAAAAUAAAAACGUGACUAAUAAAGACACCCAUAAAAACCAGGAGGUUAUGCAACCAAACCACUUCCUCACUCACAGUGCGACCAAAAAUAACAAAAACAUACGUGGAACACGUAUGGGCAAAAACAUUUACACAAAAAUCUACAUGCAAAAUAAUGGAUUAAUUUUAUUCCAAUGUAUAACCCGCAAGGCAUGCUUUGUUUGGCAGUUUUUCUUUAGA